AUGGAGAGGUUCAGUCCGCCAGCGGCUUCGCUGAAGAAAAGAAUCAGUCCACCGAUCGCGUGGAACCUGGGCCUCACCAGCAAGGAGCCGAGGAUCAUCAAGGUGAUCCUGCUGGGCCAUCAGGGCGUUGGCAAAACUGCCCUGGCCGUACGGUUCGCGACGAAACGUUUCAUCGGCGAGUACGACGGCUCCACCGAGAGGAUUUACAAGGUGGACAGCUUCCUGGACGCCUCGUGGGAGCUAACCGACCCGCCAGGAUUCCUGCCGCCCCCAACAGAAUUCAAACUUCGAUUGGCGGACGCUAUAAUCCUCAUUUACUCUGUGUCGGACCGGGUCAGCUUCGACGAGACUUCUCGCCUACGAUUUCUGGUGUCCCACGCGAGGAAAACCAGGAAAGUACCACCGGUGGUGAUCCUAAUAGCGAACAAAUCGGACCUGUCGUACACCCCGGGCGAAAGGGUGGUCUCCACGUCGGAAGGGCGUCAAAGGGCCGAGGAGAUCGAGGCUCACGCGUUCCACGAGAUCUCCGUCAGGGAGUCCGUCGAACAGGUCAUGGCCGUUUUCACCGACAUCUUCAAAUUGUUGACGGAAUUGCCGGGCAAUUCUGGCCAGCAGACGAGUUUCUUCAGGGUGAGGGCAUCCACGGACGGCACGCUGAACGCUCUUCGUCGCCCCUCGCCCGUCCCCCUCAAAAGACGAUUCAGCAUCUCCGUACGUGGGACGAUACACUGAUCGCCCGAGGAUCAACGACUUUUGGUUACGAAAACGCGUUUUUUUUGUUUUCUUUAUCGAGUCGCUGUCCCACUUAGCUCGUGAGAAAAUACCACGAAAAUAGGGAAUUUUGAGGUUAACCACCUUACGAUGCAAAGGGAAUGAGAACGAAAAUUUUUGUUACGUUUUAAUCAAAUUGCUUUUACUGAUAUCAAUUUAACUGUUUACUCAUUGAAUGUGAAAGAUUAUUUAAGGAAAAAAAUGGAUAAUUUAAGCGUCUAUUUAUAUUAAUAUAUUACUCAUCACAGUGUAACGACUGUAGGAGGAAGUUCCUCAAGCAUAAAUUGCUUAUGAGUCUUUACUAUAUUAUAGAAUAUAAUGUCGCUAUCCUCGAGAAGUAUAAAUACAUUGCUUAUAUUACUUAUCUUAUUUAGCAAAUUAUAAAAUAGUCGUACAGAUAGGCAAUGCUCGAACGAUAAAAACAAAAUAAUAUUAUACAAUGUUAUGCUGUAAUAAAAUAUUUAUAAUCGAGGAAGUUAUUACGUCGUACGAACAGUUGACGUGCCGAUCGUUGCAGAAAACGAUCGAUAAGUUCCCCGAAAGUUUACAGUGUGACUCGCAAAAGAAUUCCCGUUUUCUGCCCCUUAUUUAGGGGCCACGGAGUGUCCACGAGGAUUUCCCCACGUGGAAAAAAGAAUUUCAAUUGUUCAAGAGCGAGAAAGCAAAUGUGAGGCUGUCUCUCUCGAUUCCCACGGGACGGUCCGAAAUCACUUCGGGCAGCUUCGGAGAAUCGAGAAAGAGGGCAUGUGUCAGUUUGUCUUUGUCGACUCUCCGAAACUGUACGAGCUCACGUACGCGUGAUCUGGCAUAGUGUGAGAAAGUGGUAUGAGGUGUCCCUGGUGCACCGUCUGGCAUCUCUGAGGUCACGUGGUUGCAUCUGGCGUGACAGCCGAGUGCAGAGUUGACGCAAACACAAUCCGAAGCAGAAAUUUUCCGAUUAGUACCGACGAAAAAUAGUAUAACGAAAAAGUCAAUUUUAUUUGAACAAAACAUUGGUAGUAAAUAUUUUUGUCC
Colletes gigas is the source of this 1785-nucleotide messenger RNA. Its product is annotated as ras-related and estrogen-regulated growth inhibitor. Gene Ontology annotation, molecular function: GTPase activity; GTP binding. NCBI's taxonomy places the organism in Eukaryota, Metazoa, Arthropoda, Insecta, Hymenoptera, Colletidae. The coding region runs from base 1 to 732 and encodes 243 amino acids. The record is from RefSeq and is a predicted model, not a curated record. The transcript has 4 exons.